This is a messenger RNA of Manihot esculenta (cassava), 781 nucleotides long. RefSeq lists its product as uncharacterized. Lineage: Eukaryota; Viridiplantae; Streptophyta; Magnoliopsida; Malpighiales; Euphorbiaceae. The transcript is spliced from 2 exons. The coding region runs from base 320 to 619 and encodes 99 amino acids. The record is from RefSeq and is a predicted model, not a curated record.
AUUGUUAGUCAUUUUAUUUUAAUUUUACAAAAAGAGAGGGGAGGAGUUGAAAUGCUAAAAAAGUAGAUACUUGGUAAACUGGAUCCAUAAAGUAGGAUAGAACACAAGGGAAGAUGCAAUGAAGCAUCUCCACUUUGUCCAAUCCUCUUUUCUUUAUUAAAUGCAGAGAGAGAGAAAGAUAGCCAUAGAAAGAGAAAGAGAGAGACAGAUCUAACGCCAUACCCUUUCUUAUAAUUAUUAGCAGAAGAUUUCAACCAAUUGUUCUCCACUUUUCCUUACCCCCCCUUUUUUCCUCCAGAUCAUCUUCUUCAAAGAGAAAAUGCAGUCGAUGCUUAACCUCCACGGAACCUACGGCCUCCCUCUUUCUGUUUCUGGGAUCACCCACCAUCUUCCUCUCUCCAACGAGUACCCUCUUAGGUUGGUAGAUCAUGAUCGCAGAAGGGAAGCUAUAAAGAAACAAAGAUCACAAGCUAGAGAGCGUUUGCAUGCGAAUCAAGAAAUGGGUUUUGAAAGAUUAGUGGUUAGAGACUUCCAGGAAGGUGAGAUGAAUGAAGAUCUAGCAAGUUUUUUGCAGGAUCCAUAUUGUUCUCUACUGGGUCGUACAGCUAAAGCUGCUUAAAUGGCUUGUUUUAGCAAUAGUUAAAUCAAUUAAUUAAUUAAUUAUUGUAUGCUUUUUUCAAUAUUUUCUUAGGAUUCUAAUUCUAUAGCUUCUUUAUACUGUAUAAUUAAUUAAUAUUACCUAAUUUUGUUUGAUUUGGCAAUAUUAUUCUUUUUUGGGUGA